Pseudozyma flocculosa PF-1 is the source of this 924-nucleotide messenger RNA. RefSeq lists its product as uncharacterized. The record is from RefSeq and is a predicted model, not a curated record. The transcript is spliced from 2 exons. NCBI's taxonomy places the organism in Eukaryota, Fungi, Basidiomycota, Ustilaginomycetes, Ustilaginales, Ustilaginaceae. Bases 1 to 924 code for a protein of 307 amino acids.
AUGCCUCCCUCGUCUGCACCCUCGUCGCCCCCCGCUCACAUCCUCGUCGUCGGCGCAACGGGCAAGCAGGGCUCCGCCGUCCUCGAAGCCCUCGAGCGCCACCCGGCCCUCCAGCAGCGCCCCUCGAAGCUCUUUGCCCUCACCCGCAACCCGGACUCGCCCCGCGCAAAGCCCCUCAAGGCGCGCGGCAUCAAAGUCGUCCAGGGCGACAUCUUCGACACCGACUCGCUCGUCACCGCCCUCCGCCACAAUGCCAUCACCGCCGCCUUCCUCGUCACCGACGCAUUCGCAAAGGGCGGACCCGACGGCGAGAGGCAGCAGGGCAUCGCCUUCAUCGACGCCGCAAAGCGGGGCGGCGUAGAGUACAUCGUCUUCUCCUCGGUCGGAUGCGCCGACACGGCCACACAGGUGCCCCACUUUGCCUCCAAGAACGACAUCGAGCACCACCUCCGCGACAGCGGCAUCCCCUGGGCCAUCCUCCGCCCCGCCGCCUUCAUGGACAACUUCCCGCCCUCGGGCAUCGGCCGCUUCCUCGCCUUUUCCCUCUUUGGCAGCCUCCUCGGCGGCCGCAGAAAGCUCCAGUACGUCGGCGUCUGCGACAUUGGCAGGGUCGCCGCAGAGUGCCUCCUCAAGCCCAGCGAGUUCCAGGGCCAGACCAUCGAGCUCUCGGGCGACGAACUCACCGUGCCCGACAUCCAAAAGGCCUGGUACAGGGGCACGGGCACCUGGCCUUGGAAGAUGUGGCUGCCCGGAAGCCUCCUGCUGCCCUUUAUGCCGUACGACUUCAAGAUGAUGUUCAAGUUCUUCAUCAAGGACGGCUACCGCGCCAACAUCAAGAACCUGCGCACCAGAUUCCCCGGCCUCAAGGACUUCGAGACAUGGUCGCGCGAUGAGGUCGCCGCCAAGGCCAAGAAGCAGGACUGA